UAGUUAAUCUGCCAGAAGAAAAAAAAUUCAUCCUGAUCUUCUACUUUCUCUCUUAUUUUCCUUUCGGUUUUCCGGGAAAACUCGUCCAUUAUCCAACUAAGUGCAAAAGCUCCAAUCUCUGGAUUUCCGUCUUCUUUCAAAAUUAGAAAUGUUUUUACAAAGCAUUUCCAGAAAUAGAAAGAGAAGUAGUACCAAAGGCCGUAUCAUACUCAAAAAAGAAACGAAGAGGAAGAAAUUGUCCUUGCAAAUCUAAUUCCUCUCUCGCACAGUGGAUUCAGGCAAUUGCUGCAACACCUGCACCGCCUUCUCGUUUCUCCAAAACAGAUCUUUACAGUUGUUCAACUUGCAGGUUAACUAACAGAUAGAGUGGCCGAAGAACAUGUUGAAUCUGUACCUGUAUUAGUAAUACAUAAGGUCAGAUAAGAAGCUUAGAUGGUUCGCAUCAAAUUAUUUCUACAGUCUACUAACAUCUACUAUGGGUUCCUUGCUGACAGGGGGAAGUUCUUCAAAGGGCAACAAGGAAAGCUGUAAAAGGAGAAAGGUAAGUCCAUUAGGUGAGUUAAGACCUUGGUCAGAACUCCCUGAUGAGCUUCUUAAUAUUAUAUCAAAGCGACUCAGCAUGGUAGAUUAUUUCUCAUUUGGCCAUGUCUGUACAAAAUGGAGGUCAAGUUCCAUGGCCUCGAGUAAGGACUUUUUUUCAUCUGUACCUCCACUUGUUAUCGUCUUGUCAUCACGGGGUAAGAAAGCCUGCUUCUUCUUCAACAUAUGUGAUGGGAGGAGAUAUGAAACUAAACUGCCUUGCUUUACUGGCAAAUUUCUUAUUGGGUCUUCUAGUGGAUACUUAAUUAUGGAAGGUACUAAACAGGAUCUUUGGCUUACAAAUCCUGUUACAGGGCACAAACUUGAAAUGAUUAAGUUAUUGCAGCCUACGAGUCGAGUUCAUCUCAAUGAUCUAACCAUCUUCGCUUCUACCAUACCUCAGAAAGAUUUUCUUGUUGUGAGUAUCUCUUUCAUAAAUGUGCAGCUGCAAUUUCGCCGAUCUAAGGAUGUGAACUGGCACAUCUAUAAGUUUCCUAGCAAAAGUUGGCGUUUUUUUGAUUUGGUUGUAUUUAAGUUUAAGGUUUAUGCUUUAGGCACUGAUUGUCAGAUUGCCACUUUGAGCCUGAAAUCUCCUCCUAGUUUGACUCUAUUGAAACUGAAAGGCAAGCCUAGAUUGACCAACUUUGUUAAGUUUGUAGCUUCAGAUCAGCGGCUUUUGGUGGUUGAUUUUAUUCCCUCAUUGCGCCUAGAAGUGUAUGAAGUAGAUAUUUCGAGGAUGGAAUGGGUCAAGGUGACUGACCUGGGUGAUCAAGCAUUGUUUAUAUCUGAUAUGAAGAGCAGCAGGUUGUGCAACGCGACUAAGUGGGGUGGAUUUAGUAACUGCUUGUAUCAUCUCACGUUUAUGGCACAAAGAUGUACUUUGUACUCCCUGGCUGGUAAGGUCAUUGGCAGCAUUGAAAUUGACCGAGGAGGUAAAGAGAAAUCUCCUCGACUUAAUUAUGGAUGGUUCUUUCCUGAGGAAUCUUAUGAAAUGGAUAUUGUCUGGGAUGACAAGUAUGAUGUUAUCUAAGAGAGUGUAAAGAAUGGCACGUUAUCUCCCUUGCUUCUUUGUAUUGUCGUUAACCUUCUGUGUUUGGACCAGAUUUUGCCAUCAAGAACUUUCUGGCGUUCUUCCCCUUUAAUUUUAUUUGUUUCUGGAAUUAAGUCCCUUUUUUCCUUUCGGUUUAAUUCUCAAUUUGGAUAUAUUACCCUCUUUAGUAGCUCUGAAGUUAUGUUAAUGUGUUACACGUUGUGUGUGCAUAUGUGACUUGUACUCUGUAUUACUAAUUAAUUGUCUUAAGUUUAAAGAACCUUAUAUAGCAUUAGUGUUACAGGUAUUGACAUUUGACUCUAAAAAUUAAGCAUGACAGCUUCGCCAUGCUCUGGAAAAUUGUGUGUGAUCAAAGGAAGCUCAACCCUGAUGUGGUGAAUUUUCUAGCAGGACUAAGGAAAAAACAGGACUAAGGAAUACAGCGUAAUCAAUUGUAACGCCAGCCCACAGUUCCUUCACCAGGGACUCCACCUGUUGCCUUUGUUCAACACGGUUCAGAUUAAUACUGGCUGCAUAAUGAAUACAUAGGGCCACUCUUUUCUUAUUGCAGCAGGUCUCUUCUCCUCUUUCUUCACUACCUCACUCUUGGUUUCUCACAAGUUUAGGUUACUGGCUAGUUAAUCUCCCCAGGGUAGAUCUGAGCCUGCUGGAAGCUUAUGGAGGAGGGAGUAAUUGUUUCUCGACAGCCAGCUGGUGGGGUUGCUGAACGAGCUGCUACUCGCAGGAGAAGGGCAACCAGGACUUGUGACUAGAGGCCAUGGACUGAACUUCCUGGGGAGAUACUUGAAAUGAUUCUUUUGGGAUUGGGGGCUAUUGAUUUCCUUGUGUUUUCUCGUGUUUGCAAGGCUUGGAGAAAUUUUGCUGCUGCAUGCAGGCGUAGAAUAAUGGACGCCCAGAGCCCCUACAUGGUUCUGCUGUCAGCCCAUGCUAAGAAAUCUUGCUAUUUCUUCAAUGUUUUUGAGAAUAAGUUGUGGAAGACCACAUUCCCUAAUCUGACGAAAAUUAUGCUUGGGGACUACUUCUGGUUUCCUUAUUAUGGUGGACAAGGAUCAUUCUCUGACCGAGUGGCUUGGAGAAUAAUGGACGCCCAGAGCCCCUACAUGGUUCUGCUGUCAGCCCAUGCUAAGAAAUCUUGCUAUUUCUUCAAUGUUUUUGAGAAUAAGUUGUGGAAGACCACAUUCCCUAAUCUGACGAAAAUUAUGCUUGGGGACUACUUCUGGUUUCCUUAUUAUGGUGGACAAGGAUCAUUCUCUGACCGAGUGGCUUGGAGAAUAAUGGACGCCCAGAGCCCCUACAUGGUUCUGCUGUCAGCCCAUGCUAAGAAAUCUUGCUAUUUCUUCAAUGUUUUUGAGAAUAAGUUGUGGAAGACCACAUUCCCUAAUCUGACGAAAAUUAUGCUUGGGGACUACUUCUGGUUUCCUUAUUAUGGUGGACAAGGAUCAUUUUCUGACCGAGUGGCUUGGAGAACUUCAACAAUCUGGCUUUUGAAUCCUUUCACAGGGGAACAACAUUUUAGCCCCAGCAAUGAAGCCAUACUGUAGUCUCAUGCUUGGCCACUUUCGACCAGCAGGAGAAUAUGUGCUCUUAUCUUACUCUAGAAUUUUCCAGCACUUGCAGUAUUACAUGACUUCAGGUGGCUGAGUGUUCAGCUUAUGCCUUCGCCCACAAAGAGAAUUGGCUGAUCAUGGAUCUGGUUUACUUCCGAGGUCGGAUGUGCUUCCUGAGCAAUUUCUGUGAACUUGGACAGCUGAAGUUAUUCAGUUCGGACAGUGACCCUUUCCUUAUAUUGUCUGCGAAUAAUCUGCCUCCUCGUCUGAACUAUUUCGUUCACCUUGCUACUACCAACAAAAAGAUCCUGAUGAUUAAUUUUCAAUCUCCCGGAAAUAUUAAAAUCCGCAGGUAUUGCUUCGAUAGGCAGGAUUGGCUGAGGAUGAACUUGACUGAAGAUGCGGUUUUCAUGGGUGACCGUAAGUCCACUGGAGUGCACAAGAGGACCCUGUUGCGAGGUUGCCCCGAUAGUGUCAAUUACAUUUACUAUCUGGUGACCUCGCGCAACACGUCUGCUUUAUGCUAUAUCGAUGGUCGUGUCCGGAAGCGCUUUUCUACCAUUCAUGAUGAUGGCCAGCCCAAUAUCCCUCUGGAUGUGCCAAUCUGGUAUUUCCCGCAUCUGUCAUACUAUGAUGGGUUUCAAUGUAGGUCGGAGGUGGUGGCAAGAGUGAUGGUGGUGGGAAUUGGUAUGGUGUAUUCAGCUCUGUUUCUAAAAGUUGGCAGUCAGUGUCUUCUUGAGUCUUGUCUGUCUGGGAUGCGCUGAACUCAGGCCUUGGUUUGUUUUAUUAUCUUGUUUUAUUGUCUGUAUGGAUGGAUGCUCUCUGUUUUAUGCAUAGUAAUGGACGGCUCGGACGGAUCAAAACCCUUUUUCGUGUCAAAUUAUGAUAAUUUCAGGCC
This is a messenger RNA of Carica papaya (papaya), 4075 nucleotides long. Lineage: Eukaryota; Viridiplantae; Streptophyta; Magnoliopsida; Brassicales; Caricaceae. The record is from RefSeq and is a predicted model, not a curated record.